UUAAGAUGAUAGGGGUGAGACUGUAGAUCGUAGUAGCUGUUGCCGCUGGUGUGUCCUUAGCAGCUGCAGUCUGGAAUGUCCACAGCAGCAGGCCGUCUAUGCCAGCGACUCGGAGGAACCAACGAGACAAUGGAGCGUAGGACUCCAGAAAGGUCUAUGGUUAACAACUUUAAUGUAAAAGGAAGGGUAAACACUGCGGGCAAUCUCUCCAGCAUUCCUUCCUGUUUGUCGUCAUGGCGCCAGUAGGACAGCUCCUCUAUAUAAGGUCCUCCUCUCCUGAGUCCUGAGCCAGAACGACAAAGAGAUCACAACCUUCUGCUUCACCAGAGAGAGGAGGGACGAUCAGCCCUGAACCAAGGGACUCUUUUAAACGCAAAGAGAUACAGCUUAGUUUUAGUGAGACUGCAGAUAUUUUUCAAUUUGCUACAAAAAGAUGACUAAUAUGUCAGAGAGAGCUCUUCUUCUCCUUUUUACAGCACAGGUUUUUGCACUGGCCCUGUCCCAGGUGUGUCCUCGGAGGUGCCAGUGCCCUAAGGAGCCCCCCAUGUGUCCCCCUGGGGUGCCCCUGAUCCUGGAUGACUGCGUCUGCUGCCUGGUGUGUGCCCGUCAGAAGGGGCAGGUAUGCUCUGAGAUGAACCCCUGUGACACUCGGAGAGGCCUGCAGUGUCAAUACGGUUCCGACAUCCACAAAAGAACCGGCACUUGUGUUGCUCACGUGGGAAACGUGUGUGUUUUGGAUGGUUCUGUCUAUCAAAACGGCCAGAGCUUUUUCCCCAGCUGCAAGUACCAGUGCAUAUGCCGGGAUGGACAGAUUGCCUGCGUGCCCAGGUGCACCGUAGACGUGAUGCUUCCUGGGCCAGACUGCCCCAUGCCGCGCAGGGUACAGGUGCCAGGAGAAUGCUGUGAGAAGUGGGUGUGUGAGCCUCAGGCUGAAGCCAGUGCACUGGGAGGCUUUGCCAUGGCAGCCUAUCGUCAGGAGGAAAGUGUGAGCUUCGACAGUUGGGACCCCAGUCUGAACUGCAUUGAGCAAACCACAGAGUGGGGUGCUUGCUCCCAAAGCUGCGGGAUGGGGGUGUCCACCAGAGUCACUAAUAAGAACAGUCGGUGUGAGAUGGUGAAACAGAGCCGACUGUGUAUGAUCAGACCCUGUGACGACCUGCAAGGCCAGACUCAACUAACACAGCUUGCACCAAAGAGAGGCAGUAAGUGUCAGAGGAUGGUGAGGAGUGACAAAGCGGUCCACCUCUCCUAUAAGAACUGCACCAGCGUCCAGGCCUACAAGCCUCGCUACUGUGGCUCCUGCAUUGAUGGACGCUGCUGUACCCCCCACAGAACCAAGACUGUCUUGGUGGAGUUCCAGUGUGGUAACACUAAAACCACCAGGAGGCCAGUAAUGGCUAUCCUCACCUGCGCCUGCCACAACCACUGCCCCCAAGACAACACUGUGUGGCCGCCAUCAGAGCUGGGCAUGAGCGGCAUGAGGUUAUAGGCCAUAAAAUGAACAGUGGGCCAAGAUUUAAAAUAAUAAUUUCUGUAAAUGCAUGAGUUACAUUAACUCUGAAGUGUAAGAUCACAAGGCACAAACAUCUACAAGCCUAACUUGCAGUAUAUCCAAAGUGAAAGUGAUCAUUGGGUUAAGAUUUUGGCAUGUAUUUUUUUAAAACGAGAAUCCUCUUUUGAGGUUAAGAUAGUAGAGAAUUGAAUAGCUCUGUAUGUCUCUCCUGGAGAGAGUUUUUAUUGUGUAAAUUCCUGUGGACGAAAUAGUGUCGACUGCAAUAUCAGUACGUAGAAUUAAAGCACUUAAACCUCAUCAAGUUGCUCCACCUCUGGAGAUCAGAAAGAAAAUAUUAGCAAUCAGGUGUUGGUAAGAUUGUUUGUCUGCAAAGAACACAAGAUUACAGCGGGCUGUGUUCAGCCUAAAUUAUGAGGGGAAAAGCUUUGGCAACAUAGCAAUGCCAUACGAUAAACUUCCUACUUUAGCUCUGUGACACUAAAUAAAAAAUAAAUGACUAGACACAAAGUAUAAAAAGCAUACUAUAGUCCUGUUUUCACAUUGAGACAAUAUGACUAUUCUUACAAGGUUUCCUUUCAUAGGGACUGCUGUAGAAAAUGUUCAACAGCGAGACACGUUCCUGAAAUAGCUGGACUAUGUACUUUGACCCGGUCCAAACAAAAGGCUCAGCCAAUGAAAGAGAGGUCACUGUGGUGACUGAGUGUCAUUUCUAACAUCUGCCUGAAAGCUUACCCCUGUUGUGGAAUGCAUAAUGUCUGGUCCUGAUCAGUAAAUGUAUGUCUUUUACUUUUAAAGGUAGUGCACAUCAACAACAGACAUCUCUAUGAUGACAAAAGUUUUGUAAAUGCUUGCUGUAUAUGUCGACUGUGUAUGAAAUACACAACUUUGAUCAGUAUUAAUGUAAACAUGAAUCUGUAUAUAUUGAAAUGUGGUAUAAUUUUGCUUACUACUUGAAACAAAUUUCAAACUGCUUGUUCCUGUAUC
Notolabrus celidotus (New Zealand spotty) is the source of this 2497-nucleotide messenger RNA. Its product is annotated as CCN family member 3-like. The record is from RefSeq and is a predicted model, not a curated record. Gene Ontology annotation, molecular function: heparin binding; integrin binding. Bases 434 to 1489 code for a protein of 351 amino acids. The transcript has 6 exons. Gene Ontology annotation, biological process: cell adhesion; signal transduction. Gene Ontology annotation, cellular component: extracellular region; extracellular matrix. NCBI's taxonomy places the organism in Eukaryota, Metazoa, Chordata, Actinopteri, Labriformes, Labridae.